This is a messenger RNA of Homalodisca vitripennis (glassy-winged sharpshooter), 7469 nucleotides long. RefSeq lists its product as uncharacterized. The transcript has 11 exons. The record is from RefSeq and is a predicted model, not a curated record. Bases 175 to 2391 code for a protein of 738 amino acids. Lineage: Eukaryota; Metazoa; Arthropoda; Insecta; Hemiptera; Cicadellidae.
CCUGCAGAGGUUUAUUUGUCGAUGUUUUUACUUAUUUCCUAAACAAAAAUCUCAUAAUAUUUUGAGAUUUCUUUAUUAUUUUGAUAAAAUGGAUUAUGGUUGAUCAAAGUAUAAAACAAUGAAUUACAAUUUUCCUUAGCCAAGAAAGGAAAUAAAUUUCUAGAAUUUUGUAAAAUGAAUCAAGGCAGGGGUGCUAACUGUGAAAAUCGUAUUAUGUCGUCGUGCUUACCAUUGCUUUAUGCCAACAAAGAACCUAAGAUUCUUGAAACAAUGUCUUUGGAGGAAUUAGAUACGUUUCUUCCGUUCAUGAUAUUGUGCUCUUUGGGGCGUGAUGUUGAUAAAUCAAGCCAGGAAAUGGCCAUCGACAUAAUUGGAUGUCCAACUCCAGCCUGGUGGCCUGAAGACGUCCAGUUCAAGUUCCCACUCACAGAACAAAAUAGGUACACAAUAAUGAAGAGUCUCAUCUGUAGAUGCUACACUUUUUUUGACUGUGAAUACAUUCUCAAGUUCUCUGCUUCACUGGCGGAGUCGCCACCUGGCAGCUUAACUUAUGUGUACUCCGAUGAUGGAAAAUCAAUCAUGAUCAACAAUGCGGACGGAGUAAUGCUAGUGAAGUGCCGCAAGGAAAAUCUUCACUACGAUGACUGGGGCAAUUGUGCAAGACGGGGUGCCUCAAACAAAAGAUUUAUUCACCGCAGAAACAAGAGAAAUUUAAGGACCUAUUCAUCUUCAGAUGAAGAAACUGAAGUAAGCUUCAAGAACAAUCAACCGGGGCCCUCUUACAAAAGGAAGAGGGCGGAGGGAGAAGAUCGACCAUCCAAGCGGCAGGCUCGACGACGCUUCCAGGAUUUUCCACAAGAAGAUCCAGAACCCGAUAUGAUCGACCAGGAAUACUUUCUAUCCAAGUUUGAUAUGAUUCCGAAGAACAAAGAAACAGUAAAAGAACGAGUUUACCACAAGAUAGAUCACAAGAAGAGGUUGGCUCAUAGUUUCUCCGUUAUGAGUAUCACUUCUCAGCGUGGUCAGGAGCUGCUCAUGAAGAACAAACACUCCUUCAACUUGGAGUCCUGUCUCGACCGUAUUGAGCGCUAUUGCAAUACAAGUGACUUGCAGGAGGGUGAAGCUAACCAAGUCUGUACGAGAUCCAGUGUCCAAUUCUCUGCUAUGUUGAAACAAGAAGAAAGAAACAAACAAAGUGCAGGCAGAGAAGAAGAAAAGAUGGAUGUAAGUAAUGAAGAUGUGGUUAAGACUCCACAAGACGAAUACUACCACAAAUACAACUGGCCUCUUCGUACAAGAGGUCCUCGCAUCGUUUACAGAGGUCCAUCUAUUAAACCAUGCAGCGUUGCCCUUACUUUACUUUCAGAAGAAAAUAUUCUCUUUUGGACGAAAAGAAAACGAUCGGUUUCUACAAUGACACCGACGGGAUGGUCAGGAAGCAAAACAUCAAUUUGCUCCUGCCAGAGGAUUCCUCUAAUAAUCCUUGAUGACGAUGAAACACUUAAAUACAAAAAUAAAAGUAGUUCAACGCGAUGUACAUGUGUACCAUCUAAACGCCAAAUGAGUACGACUUUACAGUCGUUUUUGGAAGUGGUACCAAUCAAUUCACAGCCUAUAUCUAAGGCUCGUCACAGGAAUAACUCAGAAACUCUUUCUCACAGCAGUGGAAGUGUGGCCUCCAAUGUCUCCAGACCCGGACCGGCCUCCACUCGUUCUGUCAGUCAUUCUUUCUCUCGAAAUAAAGAAGGACUCGGUGUAAUAUCGUACUCCGUUCAAGCUUUACAUCAAGGAAAGCAAUCUCUAAACUUCAAGAGAGUUUUACAUCGUCAACCUCUUGCAGUCGUUCCGUCGACUCCGGUUGUAGUGGACAAAGAGGCUCAAGAUAUAUGUAGGGUCUCUUCUUGCCUUCCUGUUCACACAUCUUCCAUGAAGAUAAAUUUUUAUAGGAGUAUUUUGGAUGCCGUCAAAUGGUAUACAAAGGACGAUUCGAUUACAGAAACAGUGGAUAUACUGCAAGGCAGUUUUUUGGAGGACGAAAUAAUGGCAUCUGGUUUUGAUCGAUCGCAGGAGAAUAUCAGACCACUAACAGAAUUAUCUUUGCCGAACUCGAGCAAACAACCCGAUUACUUUAAAAUAAAUAUUAACAACACAGAACGAGAUCACUGUUUUAAAAAGUCGUCGACUAGCACCUCCAAACUAGUAACCCGUAGAGGGGAGCGCCUCUACGCUAAUAGAGAACCCUGUGCUUUUUGUUUUCAAGGCAGAGAUAACUUUUGCGUGUACGAAUUUAUUCGGCAGGCAAAGUUAGCAGGUAUAAGUCUAAAAAAAAGACAAAAACAACUGCAACACAUAUUUUUUAAAUUUAUUCAAUCUGAGAACCAGAAAUCCUAAUAGCUCUUUAUUUUUAUAACUCUGAUUAUGUACAUACUGUAUAUUGUUAUACAUAGUUUCAUAUAUAGAUAUAUAUGUAAUCUCAUUAAGUUAUUGUUGUAGAUUUUAAAAUACAGUUUCCCAGAUUUAGUUUUGUAUAUUAGAGUAAAGCCGUAUUACUUAUUUUGUUUGUCAAUGGGCAGUUUUCACUUUGAAAAUACAAAUUACCAUUGUAUGAGGAUUGGCCACCUCUGACUAACUGUGUAUAGUUCACAUUGAUUUCUGAAAAUAUCCUUCUGUGGUCACCAUCUAGGGUAUAAAUUAUUUCUGGAAUUUAUCAAAGUUCUGAUAAGUUGUUAGCUCCAUCUUGUAGCGUGCAUUAAUAUUUCAUGGGUGAUUGUUGUCCAUUAACAAAACAAAUAAUACAAAUAAAAAAGUAGUAAAACAACAAGAACCAAAAAUCAUAUUCUAUGAACAUAAUUUAUUUAUAUAAACACAACAGGUAACAAGGUUUUUUUAUGAUAGUUUGGUGGAGUAUAGCACGUAAUAAUUUAACUUAAAUACACUGUAUAUAUAAUUUUAUAUCUAAAUGAUAUUAUUUUAUUUAUUUAAAUAGACAUUUUCGAGUUAUUUAAAUUAAUUUAUAAUUAGUUUUUACGUUCAUGUCUAGCAUGUAAUUUAGUUAUCAUCUUUUUCCUGUACACAAAUAAUUUUUAUUUAGAUUUUUUUUAAAGAUUUUUAGUAACUGAUGUUUAUUUUGAAUACUGGGAAAGAUAUUUGUUUGAGUUUUCCGGACAAUCACAGCUACCUAUGUAGUAAAUAAAAAUGCACAUGAAUAUCAGGUGAAAAGCACAUUGAAUAAGUUCAAACCUGUACAGACCUGUCUUAUUCAGCAAUGCAGAUAUUAUCUUAAAACAAUUGUACUUAUCAACUACAAUGUACACAAAAAUAGGGAAUAAAAAGUUAUGAAUACAAAAUUUUGUAGAGUUAUAAAAUAUAAAAAUUAUUUUAGAUUUAAUUGAAUUUGGGCAUAUAAGUCAGCCAAUAUGGUUGUCAGCUUAGUUUGGUAUUGUUUUUGAAAAUUGUUAUUUUAAAUAAUAUUAAACAUUAACGAAGAGUUUUAAUGUCUUAAAAAGCAGUACAAAUUUGAUGAUCAGAAUUUGAUUCCAGGAAAAAUGUAUAUGAAGCGAAUAUUAACGUUGAUACUUGUUGAGAACAAUAUGGACUAAAACAACUGUCAUACAAUCCAGUUUUUUUUAUACUGUUACAAUUUACUAUCUAGAGCAAUGAAUUAAUUAAUUUGUAAUUACUAAGUUAGCUGUGUUGUGAAAAACACUAUAAAAGUUACGUAUGACUCAAAUUGAAAUAUUAUGGAAGCAACUUGCAAAAAAAAAAUAGAAAGAAAUAUUUUGUGACCCCAAACGUACUCUACGAGGUGCGUGGGGAGUUUUGUUAUUCUGUUCUAGCAUUUUUAUGAAUAAAUAUUUUCUGACUUCUGAGAGCACCAGACAUGAAUUUUUAAUUACACUUGCGUUGUUCUGUUUGUGUGCGUAAAAUUUAUCUUGCACUUGAACAAAACACAACAAUGGUAUUAUCAUUUGUUGCAUUUCGUUAACUAUUGAAGUGAAUUAUGUCUGAUUAAUUUUGUAUUAUGUCUACCAGUCCUUUUCAUGCACUUAAGUUUAAAGUCAGUCAUUUCGAUAAAGGGCUCCACUUCCAAUAAUCUGUGAUUAUUGACAUUCUACUGAACAUUUUAUCUAAGGUAUUGCAUUAUAAAUACGUUGGAUUAAAAUAUAUGUAUUUUUGUAAGCAGUAAAGUGAAUCACCAAAAUACUAAAUUUAAAUUGGUCGAGAAGACAAAACAAAAGAAAAUGAAAAGGCUCAAUAGUUUUCUUCAUUACUUAAGAUAUUUAAUUAAAGGUAUGAAUUUUUUAUGUGAAACAGUUAGAUUCUUUUUUUAAUUAUUUAGCAGCACCUAUUGAGUUAUAUAACUCCGCUACAGUGGACUAUAACUCCAACGCUAUCGAAGAAAUGGAGAUAGCCUUCUGUUCAAUCAACAUAGAUGAAGUAGAUUGAAGAAACUCCUGGUAAGUGAAAUUUAGCUUGUUUAUUAAAGUUUCUGUCUUCUACCUGCACUGAAGUACUUUUAUCCGUAAUUUUUAAGUUCCAUGUGUAGAUCUAUAGUAUUUGGAAAAUUUUUAUAUAGGGAAGUGGUCUCUCCCGUUAACAUAUUUCCAGAUUUUUAAAAUUGUAUAAUUAGACCGUAACUUAGUGUUGAUAUUCAAGAAAUAAUUGCAUUUAGUCCAGCUUCAAAAUAUGGUAUACAUAGUUUUAACUCUUUGAGUGCCAAGUAUUUAUAGAGUGGGUGUACUGAAAAGUGCCAGGUAUUUUUCUAGUGGGUGCACCUAAAAGUACCAGCCCUUUUUAAUUCAUUUUGCAAAGUUUCAGUAAAAACUUCACAGUUUGAUUAUUUAAUAGGCUAACAACAUAAUGUUUUUUAAUUUUCAUCUGGAAACUCUGCCUAAUUAACAUAAAUAACAAGGUUACCAUAAAAUUAAAUUUAGGAAUACCAAAAAUGGGCUUACCUAACAAAAUUCCAGAGUUAAUUUAAAUUUUUAUUUUUCAACUAAAUUAUCAUUACUAAAAAAUGUAUAUCCUUUUCUUUGUCCUUAUCACUGGAAAGGGUAUUCAAUUGUUUAUAAAUCUUGGGAAAUGUAUAUCAUUAUCUUCAAUAAUGAGUGAGUUAAAAAUAUUUUUAAGAAACUAAUGUUACAUUGUUUCCGGUAGCCAUGUCAACCAAAAAUGUUUAUAUGUGAGUUCUAGAUUGAUAAAGUCAAUUGAUCAGAAGUGUAGUUUAUUUUGAAAAGAACAGUUUUUCACGAACAAUUUAAUAUGAUAUUAGUUUAAAAAUAUAAAGUUUUCGAUUUUUAUUAAUUUUUUCCCCGAACGUCCGGUAAAAUCGGAUGUUGGCACUUUUCGGCCAACUUUUGACAUCCGGUAAAAUUGGACGUUGGCAUUCAAAGGGUUAAAGAAACCAUGUAGCCUAUAACGUUAACUGUUUGCUGUUAAGUUGGUUUUUAUUUCAUAAAAUGUCACUGUUUUAAAGAUAUCUUUUUCUAAAGACAUGAAAAUAAUGAAUUUUUAAAUUUUCAACACCAGUUGUCAGUCACAAAAUAUGAGUAAUAUAGGAAAAAUAAAAUGCUUUAGACUAAGAAGUCAGUUUGUUAAUGUUGAAAAAUCAUUUAGAAAGCUAGUAAAUAAAAUAAAUCUAAAGUCCAAAGCUUUUUGCUUAAAUAACCUAAAGAACAAUUAUGAUAAGUUUCUAUUGCUCUUUGAAACAAUCUGUAUAAAAUCAAUAUCAGUCUUAAGCCUGAAUUCUCAACCAUUCAGUGCAAUGUUAUAUUUUUAAAUACUCCACAUUAUACUCUGUUAUUUUUAAUUUCCAGCUCUUAAGAUGGUUAUUAUAGUGAAAAGACGACACAGCUUUAGUCAGGCAUGACAUGAAAUAGCCUGAUCUUCAUCACAAAUAGAUUCAAGAGCACAAUAUGUUCUAUAAUUAAACUAAAAUUUUUCAUUAAGUUAUAAGAAAUAAUUACAUUGUAUAAAAUUUGAUUGUUCUUGUCAAUUACGAGUGUCGUCAUAUCACAUCUGACAGCCAUGUAGAUUGUGAUACUAUUGUUACCAUUUGAAGUUUAAUCAUGCUAUGUAAAAUUAAAUAUUUUUAUUUUAUUUAAUCUUUCUGCAGGAGUUUUAAUUUUAGAUGUUUAGUUAAUACCAGUAUUUGCAAGUAACUGAACCUAAGUUUUACAUUGCUCUCUGUUUACCUUAGAUAUUACUAUGUUGAUUGAUGUUAAGAAAUAAUAUAUUUCAUAGAUGAUCAGUUUUUAACCCUUACCGAGUCAGGGUUCGGCUUGUGAAGUUGAAUAUUUUUGCGGUUAUAAUCAAUAAAUUACGGAUUUUUGGCAACAAAUACAAUUUCAAACAAAAUUUGAACCUUUGAAUCCCAAAUAACACUUGAACUUUUAAAAAUAAUAAGAAAAAUGAAAACAAAUACACUGUAAAAGUAUGUAAAUGGCUCAAAUUAAAUGCUAGCCAUACCUUGUUCUCAGAUUUGGACAUUACUAAUAUGGGCUCAAUAGCAGACAAUGAAAUCAUUUCCAUUUUAUACCCUCUCAACGUUUUUGUCUCUUGUUCGUAUAAUUUCAAUGACACAUACGUCAUAUAAACAUUUUAAACGAGAAUGAUUAAAAUGUGUUUUAAUUCUACAACUAUUAACACAUUCAAGACGGCGUGUACCCCGUCUGGUACACACAAUCUUUUACAACUGGGCUUACAUAAAGAGUGUUGUGCGCCCGAUGGGGUACAUGUUGCUAUACAUUUGAUAAUUGCGUUUUUAUUGUUUGCUUGUCUCGGUGGUUUGUUAAAUGUGCUCCCACUCUUAAAUAAAUACCUUAGACUAUCGUGUACUCCGUCGGGCGUACAAUUGCUUAAUUUUUAAGGUAAAUUAAUAUUUCAGGUUCGUUGAAUUAUGUCACCAUGUGUUAACUACUUCGGCUCGGUAAGGGUCAAGAAAGUUUCCAUUGCCAUUAAAAUCUAUAUUAUUGAUCGAAUUCCGUAUCAUCUGUAGAGAAUUCAGGACCUUAUCUGUUGGCAGCGGACUUAUCUUGCAAAAACUGGUUAUUACUUGACUUAAUUUCCUCUCAGUUGUUAGUAAUAAGUACUAUUAGUUUGUCUCGUUAUUUUUUAGUACAUAAUAACUUUGUCUCGUUAUUUUUUAGUACAUAAUAACUUUACAUUUUUAAGAGUUUUGUUAAAAUAAAUACUACUUUGUUAUAAUAUAUAUUAUUUUUCAUAUGAUGUAAUGAUCUACAUUUCAACAUAAACUAAGAGUUCUCUAAAAUGUACAAAUAAACAAAUGGGUAAGUUAUAUUUUAAGUGCAAUGAAGCUUACCUCUUAGUUUAAAAUAGAAUUUUUAAAAUGUUUAAAGAUAUAUUUGUGUUAGUUUUGUUCAAUAAUUUUGUUGUAACAAGAGAACUCGUGUUGAAAUGUUCAUUUUGUGAUACCAAUAUUUUUAUUAAUAAACACAAUGUUAAAUAAA